This is a messenger RNA of Rotaria sp. Silwood2, 966 nucleotides long. NCBI's taxonomy places the organism in Eukaryota, Metazoa, Rotifera, Eurotatoria, Philodinida, Philodinidae. The record is from the annotation of a GenBank genome assembly.
AUGAAUAUAAUACUUAAACGACCAUUAGCUAUAAUUCAUCAACUUCAAAGAAAGCACUCAGUUUUAACAAUUGAAAAUGUCAAAGAAAUACUUCAUGAAAUUGUUUUAUUUUUAAAUACGACUGAUAAUCGAGCAAAUGGAUUACAUGAAUUAGUUACAAUUUGCAAUGAAUUCGCAUCGGUACAUAUGUUUAUACCAUUUGAUAAUUUAGAAAUCAUAAAACAUGAAUUUUUCAUUAUUCUUGGACGUACAUUUGAAAUGUUAUUAUUAAAAGCAAGAUUAAUCUCUAUGACAAAAGAUGAUGAACAAUAUUUAUAUGACUUAAGUUAUUUUAUAGUUAAUUUAUGUUUACAUAAAAAUGCAGCAUCAUCAAAUUUUUUUACUGAUAAUAAUGAAAAAUUGAAUCCUGCUAACGAAGACAAAUUUUAUUCUAUGUCAUAUCAAAAAAUCUUUUUAACAAAAUCAUUUUUUGAAAAAUUUAUUAAAAUUAUUACAGAUGAUUUAAUUAUUAAUGAUUAUCAACCAUUUCAUGUUAAAUAUAAAGUUAUUCAUCGUUUACUUCAUCUUUGUAUUGAAUUAAAUGGAAUUGAUCAUAAUUUACUAAUUGAUCCAAUUAUUCAAUGUUUAAAUUCAAAUUUUUAUUUUGAUGCUUUUAAAACAAUUGAUCUUCGUCAAUCAACUUUUAAUCCUAAACAAUUAUUUUUUAUUUGUGAAUGUGAAGAAUUUAUUAUUCAACGUUGCUUGAAACGACAAGAUGAAAUAUCUAAUAUCUUAUGUCCACCAAUGUUGGAAUAUAGUCGAGAUAUUCUUAAACAACAUAUGCCAAUUUCAUUAGAAGGAGAAGAUUUAGAAAACAUUGUGUGCAUAAGAGGUGCCAAAAUACAAGCAAUUAGUUUACAUAUUAAAUUAUUAAAUCAUUUUGCUUUGACACCAACAACAAGAAAAUAUUUCAUCACAGGUACAUGA